AAGUGAGAGGAAUGGUUAUGGAUAAAUAUAUAGCAUAUGAUUGGCACAAGAAGUGAUGGAAAUGUUUGUGUGUGUGUGUGUGUGUGUGUGUGUGUGUGUGUGCAUUUACUAGAGCCAAGGGAAAGUUAAUAAAAAAAAAACAUUUGCCUUUACUUUUCAGCGUCAGUUUUGGAAAAUAUUUUGGACACAAUGUUCUUCACAAAAGCUCUGAAGUUCUUAAUUUUAUCCAAUGACUGAUGCAAACCAUCUGAGGCAGUAUAGAAGGCUAUUAAGAGCGCCCCCUGCAGAUAUGGGUGUCAAAAUGCUGCAGUGUUUUCCCUUCUACAGACGCUGCAAAGAGAGGGGCAAAAAACAGUGCCCUCCUGAGACGGUAGCAAGUGAAGAGGUGAAACCUCGGCUAUAUUCCACUACCUCUUGGGGCAGUGAAGGGGACGGCAGCAUUAGUCCGAGUUGCCCACAGGCCUAUUUUUCCCACAAGGCUCGGCUCUCACUUCGUCACCAGAUGGAUAGCAACAUUAAUGCAGUGGAUGCCACAUACUAACUUUGUCCCGCAUGCGGUCUCUGGAGAAUCCUUGAAAGUAAACUUUAGAUUUACAGCCCCAGUCCAGUUUAAGUCCAUUGUUGGAGAGUUUUUGCCGGGAACUGGAGGAUGAGCCAUUGGGAAAAAACAAGCAGCAUGGAAGUUUGUCUCUCCUUGCAUGCUUAUGGACACUCACGAGCAUCAGCUGUAUGCACUGUAGUAACAAUAUCAAGAUAAGUGUCUGAAUUUCUUUAAUUUAACAAUACAGCAACAAGUGUAAAAUGGCACGGCUGAGUGUAAUUUGGUGAAAGGGGAUAAUAUUAAACACUCUUAAGAGUACAGUAAGUUUAAAUGAUAACCAAUAAUUGCUUUUUUUCUAGCCUAUAGCUAUAGCCUACAGCUAUACAUCCAUCUGCAGUAUCUGAACUGGAUACUGGCUUUAUCUGAGGAGACGCUGACAUCAUUACGCAAUUGGGUUUUUUGAGCCAGAUAUAAAUACGUUCAGUAGGAUACUUUGAUGAAUAGCAGUAGCCUAUACCUAAUAAAAUCAAAGUGUUUUUCCUUACUGGUCAUAAAUUCAGUGUGUACUGUGAAGCACCUGAAUGUUUUUUUAUUUUACAUAAAUAGAAAGGAGGUUUCUAAAUCUUAUUUUGUUUUCUAUGUAUGUGCCAUUUUCUCUGCCCUGCAGCUGCAUCAAGGUCCGUUAACAUAGUGUGCACUGCUCUAACCUUAAUUAAUGUUUUUAUUAAGUUUAGAUUUCAGGGCUUUUUGAAAUAUGACUGGACCAUAAACACAUUUUGCUUGAGAAAUGUUUUUGAAACAGUUCUAUUAAAGAUGGUUGUUUCAUGGACUUUAUGCAAGUUAAACAUUACCAACAAAUGUAUUAAUACGAAGACGGCCUGGUUUUUAAAUCUUUAUAAGGUUUUCUUAUUGCAUGUAUAAAACCACUCAAGUGAAUGGAGAUGUUUCUUGUGUUUUAAAAAACAUGUUUUACAUUAUGUGUAUCUGGACUUCUUCACAUUGUUGUGUACACAUAUAUUAAAAUGUGAAUUUUUUU
Molecule: messenger RNA, 1577 nt
Organism: Carassius carassius (crucian carp)
Lineage: Eukaryota; Metazoa; Chordata; Actinopteri; Cypriniformes; Cyprinidae
Exons: 3
Coding region: 230-541 (103 amino acids)
Source: RefSeq, a predicted model, not a curated record